UUUUUAACACAUUAGUAAAAAAAGGUGAGUUAGCUAAAUUAUCGUGUGAACAUAUGGUUAAGUGUAAGUAUUAAACAAGAUAAUGCGCAAUAAUCGAAAAUAGAGCUAUUUCAUCAUUACACAUGCACAAAUUUUGACGUUUGAGUUUUGUUCAGUCAGUUCAGUGUUUAUGUUGUAAAGUAACCUUGGACUUUGGUUAAAUCCUUAGCGAAAUAAUUUUAAAGAAUUCGUAGUAUCGAAAAUUUCCUCACAUUAAUUGUAUAAUGAAGAAAUAAUUUUUCGAUCGAAAUCUUUUCAAUUGAAAUUAAGUUCGAUUGCUUUUUGUACCUUUAAUGCUGCAUUGGAUUUACUGUCCUGCCCAUAGAUCUUUAUAACAUUUUAUGUUUACAAUAAUUAAGACGUUUCUUCUGAUAUCUGUGAUAUUGUAGAGAUUAUAAUAUUAAUUAAGAUGCCUUCCAAACAAAGGAAAAUAGCUGUGAUGGGGUACAGGUCAGUUGGAAAAUCAUCGCUGAGUAUACAGUUCGUAGAAGGUCAAUUCGUAGACUCAUAUGAUCCAACUAUCGAAAACACUUUUACUAAAUCCACGAGAAUAAACUCCCAAGAUUACGAACUGAAAUUAGUAGAUACAGCUGGUCAAGACGAGUACUCGAUAUUUCCAUCACAAUACAGUAUAGACGUGCAUGGAUACGUAUUGGUAUACAGCAUAACCAGUACGAAAUCUUUCGAUGUAGUAAAAUCCAUUUACGAAAAAUUAUUAGAUAUUACUGGGAAAGAACAUGUACCUGUCGUAUUAGUAGGCAAUAAAACAGACUUGCAUUUAGAGAGGACAAUAAGCACGGAAGAAGGCAGGAGAUUAGCCGAAGAAUGGAGAGCAAUAUUUCUAGAAACUUCAGCGAAACAAAAUGCGUCGGUGUCAGAUAUAUUUCACGUUUUGUUGACGGAAAUAGAAAAGGCAGAUGGAAAUGUAAACGAAAAAUCGAAUUGCGCUGUUUGUUAAUGAUCAUAGUAAUAAAUAUAGUCUGAGGUUAUAAGAUGUUAGACAUUUAAAUCAUUGGCCAUUACAUGAUGGGACCUCUUUACAUACGAUCAAUUGUGUUUGCAGCCAAUUAAAUACUUAAUAUCCCGCUUUUAUUUGAAGAGGCUAUAAUUUCGGUAUACUUAAAAGUCUUAUCUUGUCAUUUGAUGGCCAAUGAAUAUUUUGUAAAUGCUUCUGUUCGCAAUUACUUGCAAAAUUUUUAUUGUACAUAUGCUAAGUAAAUAUAUUUUGUCAAUAAUAUAGAUUUAUACAGCAAGGUGCUUAUAAUUAAAUGUGUUGUAAGUUGAAUUGGGGCAAAUCUUUAUCAAAAAACGACAAUAUGUUUUUUGCAACAACUUUAUUGUAGUGUAUGGUUUUUGGCAUUUUUAUGACAGGCUUACUACUGUUUUUUUUUUCUGGGGAAUCUAAAGAUUUUUAAUAAUAAAUUCCUGUUUUUAGCUGUUAUAUCGGAUGUACAUAUCAUACGUUUAAAUAUAAAUUUGCUCCAUUAGAAGCAAUUUUCUAUAAAUAUAGAGAUUUAGCACAUAUGAUUAUAAACACCAAUCAUGUUAAUUGUUUUUAGUAUGCUAAAAGUUAUGUGAUACAUUUACCUGUAUUUUACAACAAACCCCAGUAAAUAAUGUUUGUCUUAUUUAUUGUUAAUUGUAUGUACGUAUUUAUUCUACUUGAAGGUUCUUCACAAUUGCAAAAUUUUCGUAAGAAAUGUCUUGAACAAUUGUAAUUGUUAAUUGACAUUUUUUAGUUGCAAAAUAAUAAACUUAGGUCGAAAUUAAACAUGAAAUAGUUUUAAAUAUGG
Messenger RNA from Phyllotreta striolata, 1832 nucleotides. Lineage: Eukaryota; Metazoa; Arthropoda; Insecta; Coleoptera; Chrysomelidae. The record is from the annotation of a GenBank genome assembly.